Punica granatum (pomegranate) is the source of this 1290-nucleotide messenger RNA. Lineage: Eukaryota; Viridiplantae; Streptophyta; Magnoliopsida; Myrtales; Lythraceae. The record is from RefSeq and is a predicted model, not a curated record.
CACCCUCGGAUUCUCUCUCUCUCUCCUCUGUCUGCUUUCACUGUCGCCGCUCUCUCUCUCUCUCUCUCUCUCUCUCUCUCUCUCUCUCUCUGUCUGCGUGUGUGUGUGAAAGGCAGAGCUUUUCAAGCGAUAGCAGAUCAGAGCGGUUACUGCUUUCCUUUCUCCGGGAGGCUCCGCCAUUGCAGUCGAAGGAAGCUGUAGCUUUUGAAGCUCUCGAAUCGUAGAGGAGGAGGGAAGAUGUCGAAGGUCCUGAGCAUCUUCAAGAAGCAGACUUCCCCCAAAGAUGCCCUCAGGACAAGCAAGCGAGAAAUGGCGGUCGCUACACGAGGUAUUGAACGGGAGAUUGCAUCCCUUCAGUUGGAGGAGAAGAAGUUAGUGGCAGAGAUCAAGAAAACAGCGAAGACGGGAAAUGAGGCAGCCACGAGAAUCUUGGCUCGUCAACUUGUCCGCCUACGUCAACAAAUAACUAACUUGCAAGGAAGUCGUGCCCAAAUUAGAGGUGUAGCAACCCACACUCAGGCAUUAUAUGCCAGCACGUCAAUUUCAACUGGCAUGAAGGGUGCAACUAAAGCAAUGGUGGCGAUGAACAAGCAAAUGGCACCUGCUAAACAAGCAAAGGUGAUAAAAGAGUUUCAGAAGCAAUCAGCGCAAAUGGACAUGACGAUUGAGAUGAUGUCAGAAUCUAUUGAUGAGACCCUGGACAAGGAUGAGGCAGAAGAGGAGACUGAGGAGCUCACUAACCAGGUUCUUGAUGAGAUCGGCGUCGACAUUGCAUCACAGCUAUCUUCUGCUCCAAAGGGACGUAUUGCUUCGAAGAAGGUUGAAAAUGUUGUUACCAGUACUGAAUCACCAGAUGUGGAGGAUCUCGAAAAGAGAUUGGCCUCACUUCGACGAAUCUGAUCAUCUUUCGAAGUUUGGUGAAGGUUGUUUACGAUAUAAAUGCAGGCAUAUAUGGGGGACAUGGUGUUAUAUUAGAUUUGGAUAUAUGAACGAUAAAAAGCAUUUGUAAAGGUGUUAUCAAAGUCUCUGUAGAGCUCAUAUACCGCUAAGCUGAGCUACAAAAAGUAUGAUCACCAAUGAGGACACGGUAUUUCAUGGCUCUUCAUAUGUUGUAGUGUUCGAGCUUCGGUACAUUACAAACUAGUUAAUAUAACGUGACAAUACAAGACAAUGCCGAUGCAUAUGCAUGCCAUGCACGUAGGAGCAUUCGUAGACUGAUUGGGUAGUUUUUUUAUUUUUACUCUCUUUUAAGAAAAUAAAAAAGAAAAAGAAUGGAGUUCUUGAUGACCA